Messenger RNA from Sander lucioperca (pikeperch), 1567 nucleotides. RefSeq lists its product as uncharacterized. NCBI's taxonomy places the organism in Eukaryota, Metazoa, Chordata, Actinopteri, Perciformes, Percidae. The coding region runs from base 155 to 967 and encodes 270 amino acids. The transcript is spliced from 7 exons. The record is from RefSeq and is a predicted model, not a curated record.
ACUAAUGCAUGCAAAGAUUGCAGUUACAUUAACAAACAAAGAGUAGGCCUCAGUAAGCACAAAUAGCAAAUAAGAACGAGUACAAAGCUGCUCUCUGUAGCGUUACCUUGCAUGCGGUACAGUCAAGGUAGCAAGGCUCACAAAAGCACUGUAAAUGGAGUGGGCCAUUUCUAAACUGUGUUUUUGUGUCACUCACGUGACUGACUUUAGGUCUAAAAAGAAUGAUGUCCUGGAAGCAGCGAGGGCAGACAUUAAGUGCCUUCAAGCAAUGAUGUCAGCAGGCCAAUCCCCACCCAGCACUGACAUCACAUCAUUCAGACGCUAUUGCCAGGCCAUGCUGAUCCUGCGGCAUCGUCUGCCUGCCAAUGCCAUGGCAGAGUUUCAGGUGCACGAAUGGCUUGAACGCAAACUGGUUGGUGAAGGUGCCAUCAUACAGUUUGCUGGUCCUGGAGCAGCAGGUCGUGCUGUCACUCUCAGCAAAGGAGAGGAAAGUAUGCUCGACUGCUACUUUUCCCACGCAAGGUCACUCUCCCUACAGAACCAGGCACCUGGCAAAUCGGACCAAGGCAGGUUCUUCCUGGGCACCGACGGGGCUCCUGUGACCAACCUCGGGUCACAUUUGAUUCGGCAGAGGGAAAAGUACUCGCCACAGGAACCUAGGGAGAUGGCGGCAGCUGCACCAGCACCCUUUCCGGGGAGACACUUGCCGGCAGCCUGCGCAUCUGUGUCAGACUCAUUGCAAGGGCAGCCGCCGGCCAGCAGUGCAAUACCACCGAUGCAGGCAGGCUCCAUAGUUAGGCACUGGGACGCCUUUCGUAGCGCGUUUCCAGUCACCGUGCACGCUGAGCUGCCGUCACGUGGCGUGUGUGGAGGCAGGCUUCAAACAGCACAGGGCCUACUACGUCAAGUGGCGCAAGGCUCAGCUCCGGCUGCGGGAGGUGUACAUUCUGGAACAUGCCAUGGGUAGGAAACGGGACAAGCCUAGGCUGGCCACAGUGCAGAGGCUGCUAGCUAGGGAGACAUGGGGAAGCAACAGGCCGACCACCGAGGAUUUUAUGAAGGCGUGGAUGCCACCCCAAUCGGCGUCCCGGGACGAAGAGGCCCUCCUCUGCUCUGUCAAAGAUCAGCGGUGGAAAGGCCUGGCUUUUAAAGACUCUGGCGAAGGAAAAGGCCUAGGAGUCAUCGCCACCAUGCCAUUUCAGCACCUCCAAGUCCUGUGCAAUUACCACGGUGAAGUCAUCUCGGCAGCGGAGGGGAACCGACGGCAGCAGUCUGGGUACCUCUUCUUUUUCAGGGCAGAGGGAGGUGCCAGACUCUGCAUUGAUGCCACAGCAUCCCCCUGCGCCUGUCACCCGGACAUGGACACUUUUGGCAGGCGGCUCAAGCAUUCUCAGAGCAACCCCAACGCUCGAGCUAAGAAAGUCACGCUACGCUAUCCAGACGGCCCAAAGGAAGCCGUAAUCUUCGUGGCUUUGAGAGACAUUAGUGUCGGCGAAGAGCUGCUGUGGGACUACGGGGUCUCGAGACAAAGUUUUGGUGGGGAGGGCAAAGACUUGGCAUCGCUCGA